Molecule: messenger RNA, 1329 nt
Organism: Penicillium verhagenii
Lineage: Eukaryota; Fungi; Ascomycota; Eurotiomycetes; Eurotiales; Aspergillaceae
Product: FAD-dependent oxidoreductase
Exons: 5
Coding region: 1-1329 (442 amino acids)
Molecular function (GO): FAD binding
Source: RefSeq, a predicted model, not a curated record
AUGGCGUCAAACCAGGAUCCGAGUCAAUUCAAGGUGCUCAUUGCCGGCGGGAGUCUCGUGGGUCUCGGCUUGGCUCUAGCGUUCGAGCGCGCUGGGAUCGAUUACGAGCUUUUUGAAAAGGGAAACUUUGCACCGCAAUUGGGAGCCUCGAUCGGACUUCAUCCGCAUUCUAUUCGGAUUCUAGAGCAGUUAGGAGUGUGGGGAGAUAUUGAAAAACAAGUCGUACCCUUGCAGAACCGAGAACAUUACGACAACAAUGGUCGGUGCUUCGAGAAGUCUCAAGUUCUAGUUGAGAUCAAUGAAAUUCUGCAGCGUCCCAUCAUUUUCAUGGAACGAUGCAAAGCCUUAGAAAUCCUCCAUAGCCACGUUAAAGAUAAAUCGAAGCUGCAUGCUCAGACUGCCGUCAUUGGAUACGAAGAAACCGCCGACGGGGUCAUUGUGACAACGGAGGAUGGCGAGCAGCACUCUGGGCACAUCCUCAUCGGCGCGGACGGCAUCCACAGCAAAGUCAGGAAGUUGAUGGCCGAGAAAAUCAGCGUGAAGGAUCAAUCUCUAGCCCGAGAAAUCAACGAGGCCUUCACCAGCGAGUAUAACUGCAUCUUUGCUGUUUCCAGGAACGAUCCUGAGAACCAGUUCUUGCCUGAUGGAAUGGUUCACAAUGUGUACUACAAGGAAUACUCUGCGAUUGCAGCAGCUGGCGUGCCCGGGCUCGUUUUUUGGUUCCUAUUCGUCAAGAACUCGAAAGCCACGAAGACCCCCAACUGUACACGGUUCACAGAUGCGGAUGCAGAGGCAUAUAUCCAAAAGUAUGGCAGCUCUACACUCGGUCCGACAUACACCGUGAAAGACCUCUGGGAUGCCCGCGUAAAAUCAACAAUGGUCCCGUUGGAAGAAGGCGUGAUUAAACAGUGGAGCCACAACCGUGUGGUUUUGAUGGGAGACUCGGUUCACAAGGCCACAAUCAACCCCGGGCUAGGUGGCAACCUGGCAUACGAAGGUAUUGCUCGUCUCACGAAUGGCCUCGUACCUCUAUUGAAAGAGAGCCCCAUCCCAUCAGCGGAACAGUUGACCGAGGUCUUCAACCAAUAUAUUGCUGGUCAAAUGCCUCGAGCAAAGACCGUCGUCGAUAUUUCCGGUCAGAUCACACGAUACGAAGCGGAAGAUAGCUGGAUUUUGAAAUUCGCAGCCCAAAACAUUGUCCCAUGGUACCUCAUCAACAUCCCAUACCCUGAAAAGAGCUCGCCCAAGCUCUCCCCAAAAGAAACCCGGUUCAUUGAUCCCAAUACCCUCAUCCGAGAACACCAGUACCAGCCCAACAAGACGACUUGA